GCUCCUAGCUCUAAGCCCUGGAUCUCUCUUUCUCCCUGGGGCUGUCUGACCAGUUUCUGAGGAGCUAUCACGUCCCCGUGGCCACUGCAAGCGCCACGCGUAGCCAAGCGUAUCACAGCUCCUGAACAGAGGUGGAAGGUCAGGGGUGGAGCCCAACUUUCUUCUGUCCCGGAGAGAGAUCUGGUCUGCACUGCGUGCCUGAAGCUCUGGUCCUCCUUCAGGCCAUUGCGGCCGCCGCCCAGCCCGCAGCUUCAGGGUCUAAGGCAAAGUGCCGUGUCAUUGGGAAAGCUGGUGGCGGGGCAUUGAAUUACAAUUCCAUGGAGCUGGAGUACAACUGCGGGGGUGGGAAAUGAACAGAAUCCCCUGUUCUCCUCGCAACGCACUCUGACUAGCGGGGUGAGGCCGUCCGAGGCGGGGGCCCACUGGGGCCGCCUGGACUAGCUUGUUCCUCUUCAGGGCAACACCUGUGAGCCGGCAGCCAUUCAUCCAAGUCGGCCUCGCUCCUGGGGCGAGCCCUCCGCCUGCGCCUUGACCCUGCCCCUCCAGCUUAGCGAUGCUGCGAGUCUUCAUCCUUUUUGCGGAGAAUGUCCACACCCCGGACUCCGACAUCAGCGAUGCCUACUGCUCCGCGGUGUUUGCAGGGGUAAAGAAGAGAACCAAAGUCAUCAAGAACAGUGUGAACCCCGUGUGGAAUGAGGGCUUUGAGUGGGACCUCAAAGGUAUUCCUCUAGAUCAGAGCUCAGAACUUCUCGUGGUGGUCAAGGACCAUGAGACGAUGGGAAGAAACAGGUUCCUGGGGGAAGCCAAGAUCCCACUCCAGGAGGUCCUUGCCACCCCCAGCCUCUCUGCCAGCUUCAACGCACCUCUGCUAGACGCCAAGCAGCAACCCACGGGGGCCUCUCUGGUCCUGCAGGUGUCCUACACGCCACCCCCAGGAGCUGUGCCCCUGUUCCCACCACCUGCUUCUCUAGCACCCUCCCCGACACUGCCUGACAUGGAUCUGGUGCCUGGUGGGGGACAGAGCCGGGCUGAGACUUGGUCCCUGCUCAGUGACAGCACCAUGGACACGAGAUACUCUGGGAAGAAGUGGCCGGUCCCCACGGACACAGGAGGGGAGGAAGACACCGAGGACCAGGGCCUGACUGGAGAUGAAGCUGAGCCGUUCCUGGACCAGAGUGCUGCUGUGGGCCCAGGGGGACCGACCACACCCAGGAAGCCACCUUCCCACCCUCCUCCCCACUAUCCAGGGGCAAAAAGAAAAAGAAGCUCUGCCCCACCUAGAAAGCUGCUGUCAGACAAGCCACAGGACUUCCAGAUCAGAGUCCAGGUGAUAGAGGGGCGUCAGCUGCCUGGGGUGAAUAUUAAGCCUGUGGUCAAGGUCACAGCUGCUGGGCAGACCAAGCGAACUCGGAUCCAGAAGGGAAAUAGCCCACUCUUCAAUGAGACUCUUUUCUUCAACGUAUUUGACUCUCCCUUGGAGCUGUUUGAUGAGCCCAUCUUCAUCACGGUGGUGGACUCACGCUCCCUUAGGACAGAUGCCCUCCUUGGCGAGUUCCGGAUGGAUGUGGGCACCGUGUACAGAGAGCCCCGACACGCUUAUCUCCGGAAGUGGCUGCUGCUCUCCGACCCUGAUGACUUCUCUGCGGGGGCCAGAGGCUACCUCAAAGCCAGCCUGUGUGUGCUAGGGCCUGGAGAUGAAGCUCCCCUGGACAAGAAGGACCCUUCUGAAGACAAAGAGGACAUUGAAGGCAACCUGCUUAGGCCCACCGGUGUGGCCCUUCGAGGAGCCCACUUCUGCCUGAAGCUCUUCCGGGCUGAGGACUUACCACAGAUGGACGAUGCUGUGAUGGACAACGUCAAGCAGAUCUUUGGCUUUGACAGCAACAAGAAGAACUUGGUGGAUCCCUUUGUGGAAGUCAGCUUUGCUGGGAAAAUGCUCUGCAGCAAGAUCCUGGAGAAGACAGCUAACCCUCAGUGGAACCAGAACAUCACCUUGCCUGCGAUGUUUCCCUCUAUGUGUGAAAAAAUGAGGAUUCGUGUCAUGGACUGGGACCGCCUCACUCACAAUGACACUGUGGCCACCACCUACUUGGGUAUGUCGAAAAUCUCUGCUACUGGAGGAGAAAUAGAAGAGGAGCCUGCAGGUGUACUCAAGAGUCCACAAGCCACUGACCUGGACGACAACCUGGGCUUCCUCCCCACUUUUGGGCCCUGCUAUGUGAACCUCUAUGGCAGUCCCCGAGAGUUCACGGGCUUCCCAGAUCCUUAUGCAGAGCUCAACACAGGAAAGGGAGAAGGUGUGGCUUAUCGAGGCAGGGUUCUGUUGUCCCUGGAGACCAAACUGGUGGAACACAGUGAGCAGAAGGUGGAAGACCUUCCUGCUGAUGAUAUCCUGCGUGUGGAGAAGUACCUGCGGAGGCGCAAAUAUUCCCUCUUUGCUGCCUUCUACUCAGCCACAAUGCUGCAGGAUGUGGAUGACGCCAUCCAGUUCGAGGUCAGCAUUGGGAACUACGGGAACAAGUUCGACACCACCUGCCUGCCCUUGGCCUCCACCACCCAGUACAGCCGGGCGGUCUUUGAUGGAUGCCACUACUAUUACUUGCCUUGGGGCAACGUGAAGCCCGUGGUGGUGCUGUCCUCAUACUGGGAAGACAUCAGCCAUCGAAUUGAGAUCCAAAACCAGCUCCUCAGGGUCGCUGACCGCCUGGAAGCUAACCUGGAGCAGGUCCACUUGGCUCUGAAGGCACAGUGUUCCUCCGAGGAUGUGGACGCCCUGGUGGCUCAGUUGACAGAUGAGCUCCUUGCAGACUGCAGCCAGCCCCUGUGUGACAUCCACGAGAUACCUUCUGCCACCCACCUUGAUCAGUACCUGCUCCGGCUACGCACCCGUCACCUGAGCCAGAUCAAAGAAGCUGCUCUGGCCUUGAAGCUUGGCCAUAGUGAGCUCUCCACUGCCCUGGAGCAGGCCGAGGACUGGCUUCUGCAUCUCCGUGCCCUGGCCGAGGAGCCCCAGAACAGCCUGCCGGACAUCAUCAUCUGGAUGCUGCAGGGUGACAAGCGUGUGGCCUACCAGCGGGUGCCUGCCCAUGAAGUCCUCUUCUCCCGGCGGGGCCCCAGCUACUGCGGCAGGAACUGUGGGAAGCUGCAGACCAUCUUUCUGAAAUAUCCUAUGGAAGGUAUGCCUGGGGCCCGAAUGCCCGUGCAGAUUCGGAUCAAGCUCUGGUUCGGGCUCUCUGUGGAUGAGAAGGAAUUCAAUCAGUUUGCUGAGGGAAAGCUCUCUGUCUUUGCCGAAACGUAUGAGAACCAGACAAAGCUGGCACUGGUCGGGAACUGGGGCACAACGGGCCUCACCUACCCCAAGUUUUCUGAUGUCACAGGCAAGAUCAAACUACCAAAGGAUAGCUUCCGCCCCUCAGCUGGCUGGGCCUGGGCAGGAGAUUGGUUCGUGUGUCCAGAGAAGACCCUACUCCAUGAUGCUGACGCUGGUCAUCUGAGCUUCGUGGAGGAGGUGUUCGAGAACCAGACCCGGCUCCCUGGGGGCCAGUGGAUUUACAUGAGUGAUAACUACACAGAUGUGAAUGGGGAGAAGGUACUUCCGAAGGAUGAUAUUGAAUGCCCGCUGGGCUGGAAGUGGGAAGAUGAAGAAUGGUCCACAGACCUCAAUCGGGCUGUUGAUGAACAAGGCUGGGAGUACAGCAUCACCAUACCCCCAGACCGAAAGCCAAAACACUGGGUCCCUGUUGAGAAGAUGUAUUACACUCACAGGCGUCGACGCUGGGUCCGACUGCGCAGGAGGGACCUCAGCCAGAUGGAAGCACUGAAGAGGCACAGGCAGGCAGAGGCCGAGGGCGAGGGCUGGGAGUAUGCCUCUCUCUUCGGCUGGAAGUUCCACCUGGAGUACCGCAAGACAGAUGCCUUCCGCCGCCGCCGCUGGCGCCGCCGCAUGGAGCCGCUGGAGAAGACGGGACCUGCAGCUGUGUUUGCCCUCGAGGGGGCCCUGGGCGGCAUGGUGGAUGACAAGAGCGAAGACUCCAUGUCUGUUUCUACCCUGAGCUUUGGCGUUAACAGACCCACAAUCUCCUGCAUCUUUGACUAUGGGAACCGCUACCAUCUGCGCUGCUACCUGUACCAGGCCCGAGACCUGCCAGCCAUGGACAAGGACUCCUUCUCUGAUCCCUACGCCAUCGUCUCCUUCCUGCAUCAAAGCCAGAAGACAGUGGUGGAGAAGAACACCCUGAAUCCCACCUGGGAUCAAACCCUCAUCUUCUAUGAGAUUGAGAUCUUCGGCGAGCCAGCCAGUAUCGCCGAGCAUCCGCCCUGCAUCGUGGUGGAGCUCUAUGACCACGACACCUAUGGUGCUGACGAGUUCAUGGGUCGCUGUAUUUGUCAGCCAAGCCUGGAACGGAUGCCCCGCCUGGCCUGGUUCCCACUGACCCGGGGCAGCCAGCCUGCCGGCGAGCUGCUGGCAGCGUUCGAGCUUAUCCAGAGAGAGAAGCCAGCCAUCCAUCACAUCCCUGGCUUUGAGAUGCAUGAAACUUCAAGGAUUUUGGAUGAGCUAUGCACGCCUGCCUUCUUCCUGCAGGGCUUCCUUCGGACGAGCACGACGGAGGACACAGAUUUGCCUUACCCACCACCUCAAAGGGAGGCCAACAUCUACAUGGUUCCCCAGAACAUUAAGCCAGCUCUCCAACGUACUGCCAUUGAGAUCCUGGCCUGGGGCCUGCGGAACAUGAAGAGCUAUCAGAUGGCCAGCAUCUCUUCCCCCAGCCUCGUGGUGGAGUGUGGUGGGCAGACAGUGCAGUCCUGUGUCAUCAGAAACCUUCGGAAGAACCCCAACUUUGAUGUCUGUACUCUCUUCAUGGAAGUGAUGUUACCCAGAGAGGACCUCUACUGUCCACCUAUUGUGGUCAAGGUCAUUGAUAAUCGCCAGUUUGGCCGCCGGCCAGUUGUGGGUCAGUGUACCAUUCGCUCCCUGGAGAACUUCCUGUGCGACCCAUACUCAGCAGAGAGUCCAUCCCCACAGGGUGGCCCAGAUGAUGUGAGCUUACUCAGCCCCGGGGAAGAUGUGCUGAUUGACAUCGAUGACAAGGAGCCUCUCAUUCCUGUCCAGCUUACAGAUGGGCUGUCAAGCUUGGGCCCCACUAACCUGACGCCUUCUCCAUCCAGUCCUCAUAAGAUCCUCCUGGAGGAGGAGUUCAUUGACUGGUGGAGCAAAUUCUUUGCUUCUGUCGGGGAGAGGGAAAAGUGUGGUUCCUACCUGGAGAAGGAUUUUGACACCUUGAAGGUCUAUGACACACAGCUGGAGAAUGUGGAGGCUUUUGGAGGCCUGUCCGACUUUUGUAACACCUUCAAGCUCUACCGGGGCAGGACUCAGGAGGAGACAGAUGAUCCAUCUGUCAUCGGAGAAUUUAAGGGUCUCUUCAAAAUUUAUCCCCUCCCAGAAGAUCCAGCCAUCCCCAUGCCCCCGAGACAAUUCCAUCAGCUGGCUGCUCAGGGUCCCCAGGAAUGCUUGGUCCGUAUUUAUAUCGUCCGAGCAUUUGGCUUACAGCCCAAGGACCCCAAUGGCAAGUGUGACCCUUACAUCAAGAUCUCCAUAGGGAAGAAAUCAGUGAGUGACCAGGAUAACUACAUCCCUUGCACCCUGGAGCCUGUAUUCGGAAAGAUGUUUGAACUCACCUGCACUCUACCUCUGGAGAAGGACCUGAAGAUCACACUCUACGAUUAUGACCUGCUCUCCAAGGAUGAGAAGAUUGGGGAGACGGUCAUAGACCUGGAGAACAGGCUGCUGUCCAAGUUUGGGGCUCGCUGUGGGCUCCCACAGACCUACUGUGUCUCUGGACCAAAUCAGUGGAGAGAUCAGCUCCGCCCCUCCCAGCUCCUCCACCUCUUCUGCCAGCAGCACAGGAUCAAGGCCCCCGUGUACCGGACAGACCGAGUGACGUUUCAGGAUAAGGACUACACCAUUGAGGAGAUAGAGGCUGGCAGACUCCCAAACCCACACCUGGGCCCAGUGGAGGAACGCUUAGCCCUGCAUGUCCUUCAGCAACAAGGCUUGGUUCCUGAGCAUGUGGAGUCACGGCCUCUUUAUAGUCCUCUGCAGCCAGAUAUCGAGCAGGGGAAGCUACAGAUGUGGAUUGACAUAUUUCCAAAGGUGCUGGGCCGGCCUGGACCUCCCUUCAACAUCACCCCACGGAAAGCUAGAAGGUUUUUUCUGCGUUGUAUUAUUUGGAACACAAAAGAUGUGAUCUUGGAUGACCUCAGUCUCACGGGGGAGAAGAUGAGUGACAUCUAUGUGAAAGGCUGGAUGGUGGGAUUCGAAGAACACAAGCAGAAGACAGAUGUGCACUACCGCUCCCUGGGUGGGGAGGGCAAUUUCAACUGGAGGUUCGUGUUUCCCUUCGACUAUCUGCCUGCUGAGCAAGUCUGUGCUGUUGCCAAGAAGGAUGCCUUCUGGAGACUCGACAAGACAGAGAGCAAGAUCCCAGCACGUGUGGUCUUCCAGAUCUGGGACAAUGACAAAUUCUCUUUUGAUGACUUUCUGGGCUCUCUGCAGCUGGAUCUCAACCGAAUGCCCAAGCCAGCCAAGACGGCUGAGAAGUGCUCCUUGGACCAGCUGGAUGACACCUUCCACCCAGAAUGGUUUGUGUCCCUUUUUGAGCAGAAGACAGUGAAAGGAUGGUGGCCUUGUGUGACAGAGGAGGGCGAGAAGAAGAUGUUGGCGGGCAAGCUGGAAAUGACCUUGGAGAUUGUUGCAGAAAGUGAACAUGAAGAGCGGCCUGCUGGCCAAGGUCGGGAUGAACCCAACAUGAAUCCGAAGCUAGAGGAUCCAAGGCGCCCCGAUACUUCUUUCCUGUGGUUCACCUCCCCGUACAAGACCAUGAAGUUCAUCUUGUGGCGACGCUUCCGGUGUGCCAUCAUCCUCUUCAUCAUCCUCUUCAUCCUCCUGCUCUUCCUGGGUGUCUUUGUCUACGCCUUCCCGAACUACGCUGCCAUGAAGCUGGUGAAGCCCUUUCGAUGAAGAAGACAUCUGCUCUGGAGAAGGGGGUGCAGGCUGCCUCCUGGCCCAGGACUAGCUGCUCCUCCAUUGCUCUGGGGCCUGGUGGUCUUGCGCAUGUCCAUGGAGUUCUUGGGAAUCACGUUAUUUUCAUCUUCUCUUUCUCCCCUAACCCAACACUCCUCUGGAUAAACUCUUGGCUUUCUCAGUAUAAAGCAGACAGAACCAGAAAAUAUAUUGCUAUGUGUCUACA
Molecule: messenger RNA, 7247 nt
Organism: Mus musculus (house mouse)
Lineage: Eukaryota; Metazoa; Chordata; Mammalia; Rodentia; Muridae
Gene: Dysf
Product: dysferlin
Exons: 59
Coding region: 554-7018 (2154 amino acids)
Biological process (GO): monocyte activation involved in immune response; negative regulation of phagocytosis; glycerol metabolic process
Cellular component (GO): late endosome membrane; cytoplasmic vesicle membrane; membrane
Source: RefSeq, a predicted model, not a curated record